AUGGCACCAUCAGACCCCCAACACAUCGCCAUCCUAGGCGCCGGAAUCAUAGGCCUUACAUCCUCCCUCGUGCUGGCGCAUGCCUACCCAUCAGCAAAGAUUACCCUUGUCGCAAAGCACUUCCCCGGCGACCGCAGCAUAGAGUACACCUCACCAUGGGCGGGCGCAAACUGGUCGUCCAUGGCCAACGACAACGGGCCGUUGGAAAAAUACGACGAGAUCACGUUUCACCGGUUUGGCCAGCUUAUGGACGGCAAGCCGGUGCAUGGGUGUCAGGUUGUUAAGAGCGGCGAGGGGAACGAGGCGGGCCUGGGGCGCCAGGAGAUGUGGGCUGUGCUCGAUGCGCCGAUUGAGGAGACGAAUCUGUUGACGCCGCAGACGGGGCGGAUUUGGUAUGAUGAGUUGGUGGGGGGUUUGAAGGAUUUGACUGCUGAACAGUUGCCUGAGGGCGCCGUGUUUGGGCUGGAGUUCCCGAGUACGUUUAGGAUUAACACGCAGGUGUACUUGCAGUGGUUGCAGUCCCAGGCUCUUAGUAAGGGUAUCAAGCUUGAACGGAGGCAGGUCGAGUCGAUAAAAGAAGCACUCGCAUUACACCCAGACGCAAGCCUUGUGCUCAACGCCACAGGACUCGGCGCACUCAAGCUUGAAGACGUGAAAGAUACAAACAUGUAUCCCACGCGCGGCCAGACAGUUCUGGUUGCGGAGCCAAAAACGCCCAUGAAAAGAAUGUACGAAUACGAGCGGACCUCUCACUGGAUGCGGAGAUUCCGGGGCGUUCACGUACAGACUGACAAGGACAGGUACUAUCGCUCGCCGAAGCGCAUCGAUCCAACUACGACCUACGUCUUCCCCCGCACCCUUGGCGGCGGUGUGAUCCUGGGCGGCAGUCGUGAGGACAACAACUGGAGCAACGAAUGGGAUUCUGAGCUCGAAGCGCAGAUUCUCGAGAGCGCGUGCAAGUUGGCCCCUGAACUCGGGAAGCCAGAAAACUUGCAGAUCAUCGCUCGAAACAUUGGGCUGCGCCCAUCGAGGAAGGGCGGACCAAGAAUCGAGAUUGAGGAGGAGAGGCAGAAGUGGAGUGUGCCGGUUGUACACGCAUAUGGCCAUUCUGGAGCCGGGUAUCAGGCGAGUUGGGGAACGGCGGAGAGAGUGUUGGAAUUGGCGCAGAAGGCGUUGAGUCCGAAUGCUAAAUUGUGA
This is a messenger RNA of Boeremia exigua, 1197 nucleotides long. RefSeq lists its product as uncharacterized. Gene Ontology annotation, molecular function: FAD binding; D-amino-acid oxidase activity. The coding region runs from base 1 to 1197 and encodes 398 amino acids. The transcript is spliced from 4 exons. The record is from RefSeq and is a predicted model, not a curated record. NCBI's taxonomy places the organism in Eukaryota, Fungi, Ascomycota, Dothideomycetes, Pleosporales, Didymellaceae.